Molecule: messenger RNA, 315 nt
Organism: Laccaria bicolor S238N-H82
Lineage: Eukaryota; Fungi; Basidiomycota; Agaricomycetes; Agaricales; Hydnangiaceae
Exons: 4
Coding region: 1-315 (104 amino acids)
Source: RefSeq, a predicted model, not a curated record
AUGCAUUGCAGACNCAAUGCAUGGGCACCUACACAAGAAUGGUUUGACAUGAAGAUGUCUUAUCCUACGGACCAGCAAAGCUCUUGCGUGGUCUUCGUGAAGAUUGGUGAUAGCUGGCCUACAUGCGUUAUAUCCCUGCUUGUCUCAGGCAAACAUCAAGAGUUUGACUUAGUGUUUGAAAGUCCGGUUCAGUCCGGUUUUUUGAUGCCCAGGGGCGUUAACCGUAACCGUAACCGGUCUGCCUUUUCCCCAGAAGUCAAAAGACCAGACCGGACCGCAAAAAGACCGCAGACCGCGGUUUUUUGCGGUCUAUAG